Symsagittifera roscoffensis is the source of this 1872-nucleotide messenger RNA. RefSeq lists its product as uncharacterized. NCBI's taxonomy places the organism in Eukaryota, Metazoa, Xenacoelomorpha, Acoela, Convolutidae. The record is from RefSeq and is a predicted model, not a curated record. Gene Ontology annotation, cellular component: lysosomal membrane; plasma membrane; late endosome membrane. The coding region runs from base 375 to 1244 and encodes 289 amino acids. Gene Ontology annotation, biological process: establishment of protein localization to organelle. The transcript has 7 exons.
UUCGCCCAAAACGUACCAUUUAUUUGCAAAAGCACGUGAAUAUAUAAAAUCUAUCCAAGUUAUUCAGAAUUUGCAAAUGUAAAACUCUUUAACUAUUUAACACUGCUACAUUAUAAGAGCUCAACCUAUCUUAAAUCGAUGAACUUGCUUUGAGAAAGCAUACAUUUUGAUAGAGCUUGUCAUUUUUGACUAGUUUGAAGUUUGUUUAGAACAAAUUUUGAUUAUUCUUGUUUUCUUUUUGUCUUAGUUUCGAACGCACUUUAUCGCCUUUGUUUCUGUACAAUUUUGAACUGAAACUACCAUUUGAAUAAGGUUUUUAGAAGUCAGCUAUUCAGAAUCUUAAAACCUUCAAGUCUUCGAAUAAUCAGCCUCAAAUGGCGUCAUCGCAAAUCAAAGCUUUGUCUCUGCUGGUGUUGUGUGUCCUCUCAUUCACGAGUGUAAAAUCGGACCAAGACAGCGAAAUAGACCCAGUGACCGAAUUUGUUCCGAGCGCUUUGGGCAAAGUACAGGUUUCUAGUCAGAAUGAUGCCGGCUUUACCUAUCUGUAUGCAGAGUUCGAGGCAUCCUUCACCAUUCCAUAUAAAAACUCUACCGAGGAUGAACUGGACGCAGAAGUGAACAUGCCUGGAAACGCAAGCUGCAGUGGUGCUUAUGAUUCGUCGGACUGCGAUAGCAUCUCACUCAACUGUACGUGGGUGGCCGACAACACUAAGCCCGAGGAGGAGUGGGAGUUCAGCAUGGUGUUCACUGUGACUGAGAACAAAGGUGACAAGACGGUCUCGUGCAACCUGGAUGAGCAGGACAAGUGGGACAUCGAGUACAAGGUCACGGGAAUCACUCUGAGUUUCUACAUGGGGGAAAAUUAUUUCCCAGAUGGAAAGCACGUGCGCUUGAACCACACAAUGGUGGAGGCGGGCAACUCGAGUCUGUCUCUGUUCGAGGUGAGUGGGGACUCCUCCUACAAGUGUGAACACCUGCAGACAGUGGAUGUGCUGGACUCCUUGGUGAAUAUUACUCUGGGUGUGAAUCUGCAAGACUACCAGGUACAGGCGUUCCAGAUCUCAUCAGAGAAGGACACGGCCGAAUUCGACACAGCCAUAACUUGUGACCUGGACGAGGAAGGGAGCAGUCUGGUGCCGAUCAUUGUGGGAUGUGUGCUGGCCGGACUCAUUGUCCUCACCCUCAUCGCCUAUUUCAUCGGCAGAUGGCAUCAGAACCGACAGGGCAACUACCAGGCACUCUAAAUCAACCCCUCCCCCGCACAUCUGUCCAAACGAACCAGCAUGGACCCAAUUUAAACGACUAAACUCAACCUCAAUGUGAUUGGAGGACGAACUCAUUUAAACGCACGACAUCAUAUGAAAUCAUAGCAUGACACACCAAAAAAAUACAGCAUCAAAUUGAAAACAUCAAUUAAGAUCCUCACAAACUAACAUUGAUUUAGAAAAAGAAUCAAUAUUGUUGAUUCACGAGCAUCUAUGUCUCAUAGGUUUUUUUAAAUCGAUUUUUGCCAAGAAAAUCAUGAACGAUUAUUUUUCUUAUAAAUACGAGAUCUGAUAGUAAAGUUUAAUUGAGUCUGCUGCUUCAUUAUUAUUGUGACUUAGAUUUCAUCAAAAGAGUAAUAAUUUCAACUGUAAUAAUUUUUUCUGUAGUAUUGAUUUUUCUUAUAUCAUAUUUUUUAACAAAAUAUUAAAUUUUCUUCACUUGAGAGAAUGCCGCGCUACGGCUUCCUUCCAUCUUCUGAAAUCCAGGCAACCCUGGCAAAGAACUGCUGUUUCUUCAAAAUUUUGAGUUGCCGUAAUACAUAUUAUUAAAAAACGCUAGUGUGUUUGAUUGAAAUAUUAAAAUCAAGGAUCUCCAACUACGUACUAC